AAAACAGAUUUGUCAAAUAGCCUGUGCAUGGCAUGGUUGGUUGCAAGGCUGACGGUUUGGUGAGGAAAGCAGGGUUGACAUUUAUUUUUAUCAGUGUCUAACAUAAGUUUAAGUGCCAGAAUAAGGACUAAGUCGGUGUUGUGUGUCCUCUAACCCUGUGAGCCGCUGUCCUUACUUUACGAGAGCGAAUUUUCCACAUUUGUCAUCGCACAGCCAGUUAGCUAACCGCUUCUUUAACGCUGCUCUUUGAAAAUGGCGGACGUACCGACGGAGAAGAGCCUGGACGAUUUUUUUGCCAAACGGGAUAAAAAGAAGAAGAAAGAGAAAGGGAAGGGGAAAGAGUCCGCUGCCGCCCCUGUGUCUGCUGGGAUGAAAAAGCUCAAGAAGGACAAGGAGAAGUCGGUGAAAAACGAGAGCCAAGACGCGCAAAUCGAGAAGGAGGACGAGGAAUGGAAAGAGUUUGAGCAGAAAGAAGUGGACUACAGUGGACUGCGACUCCAGGCUCUACAGAUAAGUGACGAGAAAGAGGAAGAGGACUAUGAGAAGGAGGAGUUCGACGAGGAUGGAGAGAUCAUCGUGGUCAGUGGAGACAAAGUGUCUGGCCCCUGGAACAAAUCUGGAGCUGCUCCUCCUCCUGCUGCUCCAGCAGAGGAAGUAGAGGUGCCUGAGUCAAAGCCUACUGGUGUAUAUCGCCCUCCAGGGGCUCGACUGACCACCAGCAAACGAGGGCCAAGCCAGGGUCCUCCUGAGAUCUUCAGUGACACACAGUUUCCCUCUCUACUGGCCACUGCCAAGCAUGUGGAGACACGCAAGGACAGAGAGAUGGAGAAGACCUUUGAAGUGGUGAAACACAAGAACCGCGGCAGAGAGGAAACCGGCGGCGCCUCCAUGCAGCACUUGCAGCUUGACAACCAGUUCGCCAUCCUGGGGGACAAGUAGAGCUGCAACACCCCCCCCCCCCCCCCUCCCUCCGUCCUCCGGCCCCUCCAGCUCGGUCCAGCUCUGCCCAGCCCCCUCGAAGGAAGCUGAACCUCCAGCUAUGUGGACUGCAGUCCCGACGCAGCUCACCCUGGCUCCACCCUUACCACCAAACACACUGGUUACUCACACACACGCACACAGUGAUACAUAAACAAACACACGCACACAGUGAUACAUAAACAAACACACGCACACAGUGAUACAUAAACACACACACACACAGUGACACUCCCUUUUAACAGAUAAACAAGACACUUGACAUACAUUUGGUGGGCAAACCUGAAGGACUGCAUCUGAAGGGGCUGUUCAAAGACGGACUAAUUGAUAAGGAAUUGGCAAAAUACACCCAAAGUACAACACUGCAACAGCAACGAAAGACAACAUGGUUGUCCAUUUGUGGAUUGUACUCAGAGCGGCAGUUGUGACGGCACAACUUCUCUCUGGACUUCAACUCGCUUUGAUAAAGCCACAGAGGAUCUAAGAAGAUGAUUUUACAAACUUUUGUGAAAAUAUCUAUUUUUUUGCAAGAUUGCUUAAAAAAAAACCCAAUCACACAUGGUUGUUUGUGGGGUGUGUUUUUGAGUUGCGGUUUUGGGGGGAAACUACCUCAGCAGCAUUAGCUGGUGGUGACCAUGUGGACUGUGUGGUAGUGAACGGGGCAAAGACCAGCAGCUCCUUGUUACAAGCUGGCUUUCUGAUUUAGAAACUUGAAGCUUUGCUUUUCUUUUUAUGUUUUUCUCCUACAUCAUGACGACACCCUGCAAAGAUCAAUGGUCAAGAAGAAAUAGGUUGCGGUCCUCCAUUUAGAUUCUCUAUAUAAAGUGGCCUUACUGAUAAGAGAGAAACUGCUUUGUCAUCUGAAGAGAACUCUGCUCGUCGUCUCUCGGGCUGUUGCCUGCUUCUGGAACUCACCACUUUUGGGGGGGGGAAAACACAUUUAAAUAUAAAAAAAAAUGUCCUUCUGUUCAAGAAUGUAGUACUGAUGUAGUUUGCCUGAUGAUAACAACUACUAAUCGUCUUUCAUAUCCACUGUUGUUUUUUUCCCCGCUCUUUAAUUUUUGGUACAUUAAGAUCUCAGCAGAAGCGUCUUUGAAUCUUGAAUCUUAUUCAAACUGUCAUUUGACAAUUUGACUCUGAUGUUACAGUAUCAACAAAAAUACACAUUUUUUCCUCCAUUA
Molecule: messenger RNA, 2159 nt
Organism: Solea solea (common sole)
Lineage: Eukaryota; Metazoa; Chordata; Actinopteri; Pleuronectiformes; Soleidae
Gene: cdv3
Product: carnitine deficiency-associated gene expressed in ventricle 3
Exons: 5
Coding region: 253-939 (228 amino acids)
Cellular component (GO): cytoplasm
Source: RefSeq, a predicted model, not a curated record